Messenger RNA from Xenopus tropicalis (tropical clawed frog), 4287 nucleotides. Its product is annotated as interleukin-18. The record is from RefSeq and is a predicted model, not a curated record. Gene Ontology annotation, cellular component: extracellular region. Gene Ontology annotation, molecular function: cytokine activity. Bases 117 to 704 code for a protein of 195 amino acids. Lineage: Eukaryota; Metazoa; Chordata; Amphibia; Anura; Pipidae. Gene Ontology annotation, biological process: signal transduction; inflammatory response; immune response. The transcript is spliced from 5 exons.
UACGGUUGCCAUAUUCACUUCCCCUUCUCACUGCUUCUCGGACACAUUCCAUUCUCUGCUAAUUCAAAACAGGAUCUGAGCUGUGUUGUAUUUGUACUGGAGGCAGAGAAACAGAGAUGAGCGGUGAAGCAAGCCAAGAAUUCCGUAUUUCUGGAGGGGAGAACAUAGACAUCUGCAAUGAAGAAGAUGGGGUCCUCCUAUUUACUGUGAAUGAAGUACAAGAGGACGCGUGGAGAGAAUCCAGGUCUAUGAAAGCAGUCAUUGUGAACACCUUUCAAGAAUUUUUAGCAGCUUUCCCUGAGAAUGACCUGGCAGAAUUUAUUAAUGAAUAUGAUCCAGAACGAAUAUGUUUCAAUAUGAAAAUAUACAGAAGCACAAGUUAUUAUGAUGGAAUUUCUGUGGCAUUUACCAUCAAAGUUAAUGGAGGAAUGUACAGCAUGUGCUGUACAGAUCAAAUGCAGAUAUGCUUCAAGAGCGGAGACAGUCCUGCUAGAAUUGAUGGAAACACAAGCAAUAUGAUUUUCUAUCAGAAAAUUUUUUGCCAAGGUGAUCCAGAUGUCUUCUCAUUUGAGUCAUCACUAAAGAAAGGCUACUACCUUGCUCUCAUUCAAGAAAACGGCAGACACAAACUGGGACUGAAGCAAAGCCAGGAUGAUGUUGAUACCUCAAGAGCUUUUGACAUUCAUAUGAAAAAUGGCUCAUAAUUUUUAACAGUUGCGAUCCUCCUGCUAAGAAUAUAGACCUUUAAGGAUUUAAUGGGCCUUGAUUUUUGAAAGAAAGGCAAAGUAAUUGCCUAAAUUUCCAAGCAUUCCUAGUAAAUUACCCAACAUGCCUUAUGUUUGCCACCCUAUGCAUUACACCUGAGAAAUGAGGCAUACAGCACUUGUUGGCAUAUAGGAUGGGAGGUAAAAGAUGGCUUUGGUUGUGUAGCAGAAUUGUUCUAAAGGCAUUACACUUAACCCACUGGUAUUGUACGUUAUGCUUAAGGUUAUAGGGCUGUGUAGAAAUACAGCAGAAUGUCUAGGUAAGCUGUCAAUUUGCACAAGUUUAAUUGGGAUAUUACUAUUCAAAUUCCUUGAACACUGCAUCUCAUUCAUAAAUGAUUCCCAGCAUCUCUAGCGUUAAUGGAACUAUAGGGCAUUUCAUCUAUUGCAGAAGUACAGUUUCCAGCACCCCCUAUACCAGAUAAACUGAUAUGUAGAAAAACCAUCCAAGUGACAUUUUUGCAAUGCUGACUAACCCUGACCUUGGAAGUAAUGUAACGGCUGUGCAAUCUAGCAUUUCAUAGUAAACAAGGAAAUGUUGGUCAUUUUAAUUUACCAAAACCUUAUUAUAGAACAAGACCCUGAGACAAGGUUCUCAGCAUAACUGAUUCUUUAUUCAUUAAUCAAAGACAGAGUCUUGUGAGAACUUUCAGCAAACAGAACAAUAACUGAAAUGUGUCACAAACUGCUUCCAUUGAGACCCUGAAAGUCUCAGCCUUUUAUAGAUGAUAGCAUACCUUAUCUCAGAAGUAUAUAACACCCCUUUUACAACUUUCCAUGUACUCUGUGGUUAUAGCUGUGCAAACAGAAAAGUGCAUGUAGAGGCUUAGCUAGUCAGCAACUAUUAUGUCAGGCCCUUGUGAUUUUAUAAAAUGGCAUAUUAGACUUAUAUUUUAUACUUCACAUAUAUAGCAUAUUUGUAUACUUCAAUCUCCUACCCCACCUGCCUUGGGUUGUCUUAUAGGGGACAUUGUGGGAUUUUAUUUGUCCCUUUAUACAGAAACAUUUAAUUUAUUGGUCGCACUGCACUACACCAGUACAGGUUAUAGAAACAACUUUAAAAACCUCUGUAUUGUGUGGUGAAUGAUACAAAAACACUAUAAUAAGACCAUGACUUUAAUUAUCAUGUGGACCCAGGCCUUCCAGAAACUACCAAUCCUACAGAUCAAUAUUCUUUAAAAUGUGUUUAUAGUGAUUAAAUGUCUAAUAAUUCCAAUGGAUACCCAUCACUGUUAGUUAGCACUGCCCCCCCCCCCAGCCAAUGGCAGAAGGGACAUGCAUAACCAUGGUCUUAGCAUUUCUCCAACUCUCUCCUGUUUUGUAAUACAAUACCCCAUUUCCACCCUCCCAGCUGUGAGCUUUCUUUGCUGUGAUGGUGGGUGGGAUACCAGUGGAGCCCUAGGCAACCCAGCCAGCUAUCUUGCCUUCCACCUUGCAUGUGUGGUGAUCAUGCAGGAGGGUACGUGACAAGCAAGUGAUGGGGGCACAGGAUCGGACUACGGAAUGUAGGCAGAAGGGGUAUGUUCUUAACGCCCCUGCCCCUUCACUUUUCACCAUAGGCACAUGCCCCUUCUCUGGGAAGCACAACCCUUAUCUAUGCUUCGAUUAUCAGUGGUGCAGCAGUAUUGCCACAUUAACACUACACACUUGGUUAGACCAAGAAUUAACAGCACUCACCACUUCUUGCUGGUGCAAUCUUUUGCUUAUUGAGACAGUUAUGCCACAUAGAACAACAUAUCACCUGAUGAAGGGAGGUGUAGCCCCGCCCAAAAAACAUUGCUCUGUGUGGCAUAACUGGCUCAAUAAACAAAGGAUUGCAACAGCAAGAAGUGGUGAAUGCUGUUACUUCUUUCUCUUCUGCCUACACCCAGUUCUGGCCCUGUGUGAUACAAUAUGCUCCAAUGACAUGGGGAGCUAUUAGAUGUCAGGCCAAACUACUCCUGUCUGCUUAAUGCUGGCUAUGCAUUAAGUGAUGUAAAAAAACAUACAAUAUACUGUACUUAAAUAGGUAGUUCAAUUAACUUUGCUUGUGAUGUAUACUUUCAGUGCCUCUACAUUUCCCUCAGACAUUAUGGUAGAUUAAAUGCAAACAUCUGUAAUCACUCAACCAUGCUAGGUUUUAAAUAAGGGACCACGUCCCUGCUAUAUUUGUUCUGCCAAAGGCACAGAGAUAUAAUUAUUGGCCUUAAUAGAGAAGGAAAGGUAAAACUAAGUAAGCGUUAUCAGAAAGGUCUAUGUAAAUACAGCCAAAAACACUUACAGAACUGCUGCUCUGAGUCCUCAGUGAGAAGAAACACCACAUUUCUCUGCUUUUACUCUGUAUACAUGAUCUUCUGUGUCAGACUUCCUUCUCUCUGAAAAAUCCUUCAGGGCACAGCAAGAGUUUGGUCAGUUUGCUCCUCUCUCCCCCUCCCAUCUCUGCUGUGUAAUAUGAGCUGAGAGCUGUUCAGUGCCUGCAAGCUGCGUCUGUAAGUUAAGUCAGACCAAGCAGCUGCUAUCCUAAACCAACAGAGGGAGCUUCAAUGGCUGUUUACUCAAAUAUGGUAAAGCAUUCUGCAGAAUAAAUAUGUAGCGUUCUAGCUUGCACUAUUGUGUUUAAUCUAUUGGCAAGAAAAUGUCAAAAUGCCUUUCCUUCUCCUUUAAAAAGUUACAACUGUUCCUUUUUUUUUUUUUGCUAUUUUUAUUAAACGUUAUGCUAUCACCUUCAUUUCUAUCUUUAUGAUGCUUUCCUACUGCUGCUUCCUCUUUUUACUCAACUGCUCCUAGAUAAACUACCACUCCCAUUUAAAAUAACCAGUCAGGCAGAACAGUAACCCAUAUGCAUUGCAGUACAGAGAGCUUGGGUUUGAUUCCAACCAGGGAAAUAAAUGUAGGUUAACUGGCCACUGAUGCAACUGACCAUAGUGUGUUGUAGCAAAAACUAACUGUAAGGUCCACUGGGUCAGAGACUGAUAAAGAAUAAUUGUCAAAUGUCACAUAAAUAUAAAAUACUCCUCUCCCAUGAAUUACCUGCCCUAGUCUCCUUCUGCCCCCCACAGCAUGCUUUUAUGAACAUGUCAAAGAAAUGUGCCUUGAGAAAGUUCUGGAAAUUGUUUCUGUACAUUGGGUGUAGUGUCAUACCAGUGGGUCCACUGGGGUGCAGAUGAUAUUUGGCAGUACUAUUGGACACCACAGGGGCACUGCAAUCAGUGACAAUCAUCGGAUGUGAGCAAUGUGGUGAGGCCUACUUAGAUAUAUUGCCAUGGCAUUUUAUACAUAAUCAUUCAAGAUACUAAAUUGGGAAUAUAUAAAAAAAAACAUUAUUGCCUUGUUGAAGACUGGAAUGGAUAUAUCCUCCUGUGAUGCUAGAAGAAUAUUAUAUAUCAAACUAUGGCUAUUCUUUACCCUGGUUGGCAAUGACACAGAGGGGCUGCCUUUAUAGCAACUGAUAUGCCUGUAUUGCACAAUGGCAUGAAAUACUUCCAUUGUCCUUGUUUUUCAUAAUGGUGUGUAUAUUGGUAAUAAAUUCAUAAUUAUGUGGUGA